Sycon ciliatum is the source of this 2659-nucleotide messenger RNA. RefSeq lists its product as uncharacterized. NCBI's taxonomy places the organism in Eukaryota, Metazoa, Porifera, Calcarea, Leucosolenida, Sycettidae. The transcript has 2 exons. The coding region runs from base 270 to 1955 and encodes 561 amino acids. The record is from RefSeq and is a predicted model, not a curated record. Gene Ontology annotation, molecular function: metal ion binding.
AGGCUGUCCAUUUCCUGGAGCGCAUUCACGGAGACGAGGCGUUUGUUUGGGGGAAGAUGCAGUUCGUUCAUUUCGCUGUGUACGGGUAGUUGUUGUGGGUUGAUGUAUUGAACGGUAGUCGUUACUGAUAGUUACUGCUUGCUAGUUUAGAUAAGCCUUGAGCAAGUAGAUGCAAUGGAUGAUAUGUGAAUGUAGCCUGCCGUUUAUCAUUGUUCAUCCAUCCAGCAGUACGCUGCCAUCACUGUCCGUCCCAGACUAACAAGAUCACAAUGUCACACAUCGACCCAAGGUAUUGCCGUGACUACCUUCACGGGUCAUGUGAUCGGGCCAAUUGUCGCUAUGAGCAUGCAACAGUCGCAGAACUAAUGGGACGUGGUGAGGACAUUGGACGACUCAUCUUCUGUAGAGACUUCCAAAGGAGCAAUUGCUUUCGUCCGCUAGGAACAUGUCGGUUCAUCCAUGCUACAACAUACGAUGAGCAAUUCUACCGCUCCCACAAGAUACUACCGCCGCAUCUCAUGCAGAACCUUCCAACCAACAUCUCCAUGACAUUGCUGUGUCCUAUACAAACUGCUGGAGGCUAUUCACCGGGUGCUGACCCCGAGCAGUACAUGUCUAGUGUUACAGGCAUGCCACACAGCGCAGCUGGUCCUCCACUCAAUGCUCCACCUCUAGUCCUAUCCACUGGUAGGUACGGUGCAACAUUGCAAGCAGUGCCUCCUCAGCAAAUGCAGCAACAGCAGCAUGCCCCAACAGUGUAUCCUGCAACAGCUGCAACAGCGUUAGCUAGCAAUGGGGCAGGGUUAAUGCAGGUGCCCUACACUCAAGUUGGUCAAGCUGGACAAGUCCUGACAGAACCUGUUGCAGUCAUGUCUGAUUAUGCGGCUAUGGCUGGUCACACUGGUCAUGCAGGUCAUGCAGGUCAUGCAGGUCACAUUGUACCAGGUCAGUCUCAAUCACCGUUGAUGAACAGCCAGGGAAACCUACUUAAUCCCGUAGCCGGGCCCAUUGCACCCUCAACACUGCACCAGCAGCCGACAAUACUUGCUCAGCAACAGCCUCCACAUCUUGUGAAUGUCGCACCACGCCCACCAGCACAUUACCCGGGUCACCACCUACAUCCUUACCAAGCCGCAGCUCUACAGCCAGCGUUCACCUCACCUCUCCAUUCUCGUACACCUAGCUUUGGAAAUCCAGCCGGUAUUCUAACAUCGCCGAGUGUUCAGCGACCAGGAAUGGUGUAUAAUGCACCGGUGAUGCCGCAGCAUGGCACGGUACCUGCUACUAGUACUGGCAUGCACUGGUCAUCCACACAUACACCAUCUGCAGCUGUGCAUGCUCCACAUCAAUAUGCUGCCUACAAGCCGCAUGCAUCGUUACCCAGAGGAGUAGCCAAGGUUGUAGCUCACCACAGAACACAACCUGCCAUUGACCAAGACACGGAUGCUGAAGCAGAUGCUGAAGCUCCAGGCAUUUUGCAGCCACAAACAGAAGAUGUGACAUCCAAGCCUGACCCGCACCGUCAAGAGACUGAUUCGGACGAUUUGCAGCAAUCCACUAUAGAAGUGAGUGUAACAGCUUCUGGCUCUCACCAAUCCGCAAGAACAUCGCCAUCACCAUCAUCAAGCGGCAGGACUCCAGCUAUAACAUCAACACACGCGUCACCUAUGGUUUCAAUGAGUGCUACAGCGACAUACUCCAGCAACACACCACCAUCAGCACUUCUAAGCCCAGCACAGUACAGUGCAGCAGUGGUAGUGAUGCCAGCAGGGCAACAUCACGUGAAGUAUGCAGACACGUCCAUUGAAAGCCUGAACAAUGUAGCAGGUCACCUUGGAAGGCUGUCCUUGAAAGACCCACUGAACUCGUCUCCGGGUGCGGAGCACAUGACAGGACGACGCUGUGCAGCAGACCGUGUUAAUAGCGUCAGCUCCACAGAAGAAACAAGGGCCUAGUGUAUCCGCACUUACGCGGUAUCAGUACAAGGACAAUUAGCAUGUACAGAAUAUCCAAGGCAACCAGUAACUUGAGUCAUGUUUACGUUGCGAAUAGUCCAUCUAACCAAGAACCUAACAGUCCAAUUGUGUGUAGUAUGAUCCAUCUUGCCUGAUGUGUACGUGUGUUGCCAUCCCUAUGGCUAGUGGAGCGGAAGAUUGAUCUCACCAAAUAUGGAUAUUUCUCCUUCAAUCCGGCACACUGAGGCGGACACGGUUAUUUUGAUCCACCGGCAACACGGGUAGUACACUAUGCCGGGCACUGAGUUGCUCUGCCUUCAAUUGCAACUGGCCUACGGUACAGUUCAAUGAUAAUCAUCUGAUCAUGAGCGGAUAAUUCUGGUCAACCGUGAUCAGAUAACAAUCUGAGAACUGUAUUUUGAACUUCGACUUUGGACUUUGGAUUGCAAAACUUGAUAACGUGACUCUGGACAAUUUGUCAAUUCUUUUAUUCAUAUUUUUUCUGAAAGUAUCCGUUUCUAUACCAGUGCGUGGAUUAUGUUGCUAUCAUAAUUAUUUUGCCAGGUAAACUAUCAUAACCAAUCAUGGUGGAGGAAUGCAACAUUCCAUUGGUUGUCCAAUUUAGCAAACCUCCACCUCUCCAGGCAGGAUUCAAGUCAAAUGUUCUAUUUUUCGAUGAGCUGAGAAAUCACCAGAUAAUUUGA